This is a messenger RNA of Magnolia sinica, 2207 nucleotides long. Its product is annotated as early nodulin-75-like. The transcript has a single exon. Lineage: Eukaryota; Viridiplantae; Streptophyta; Magnoliopsida; Magnoliales; Magnoliaceae. The record is from RefSeq and is a predicted model, not a curated record. The coding region runs from base 18 to 1880 and encodes 620 amino acids.
UCCUACCACGCUUGCUAAUGUUGCUCCUUGGAGUGGUGGCUUUCAUCGCUCCCUCCCUAGCUGGCUAUGGCUUCAACUUACCAGAGAAGAAGCGGUUCCAUCCAUUUGAGAAGCCACCAUUCGAGAAGCUGCACCGGAAACACGGCCCACCGACUUCUGAAAAGCUGCCCCAAGAACAUGUGCCACCACAUUUGAAGAUACCACCGUCAGAUCACAAGCCCCCAUUUGAGAAGCUACUUAAAGAACAUAUACUGCUACGAUUCGAAGAACCACCCUUCGAAGAUGGGGCUCCAUGUGAAAAGCCUCCCCCAGAAUACAAGCCACCACAAAUCAAAGAACCAACCUUAGAACAAAUGGCCCCAUUUGAGAAGCCACCUGAGGAGCCACCACAAUACAUGAAACCUCCACCAGAACACGUGCCUCCAUUUGAAAAGCCUCCCCCAGAACACAAGCCGCCAAAAUGUGAGGAACCACCCUCAGAACACAAGCCUCCAUUUGAAAAGCCUCCCCUGGAACACCAACCACUACAAUUUGAAGAACCGCCCCCAGAUCACAAGCCUCCAUUUGAAAAGCCUCCCCCGGAACAAGAGCCACCACAAUUCGAGAAACCACCCCCAGAACAUAAGCCUCCAUUUGAAAAGCCUCCCCUAGAACACCAACCACCACAAUUUGAAGAACCGCCCCCAGAGCACAAGCCUCCAUUUGAAAAGCCUCCCCCGGAACACGAGCCACCACAAUUCGAGAAACCACCCCAAGAACAUAAGCCUCCAUUUGAAAAGCCUCCCCUGGAACACCAACCACCACAAUUUGAAGAACCGCCCCCAGAGCACAAGCCUCCAAUUGAAAAGCCUCCCCCGGAACACGAGCCACCACAAUUCGAGAAACCACCCCCAGAACAUAAGCCUCCAUUUGAAAAGCCUCCCCUGGAACACCAACCACCACAAUUUGAAGAACCGCCCCCAGAGCACAAGCCUCCAUUUGAAAAGCCUCCCCCGGAACACGAGCCACCACAAUUCAAGAAACCACCCCCAAAACAUAAGCCUCCAUUUGAAAAGCCUCCCCCAGAACACGAGCCACCACAAUUCGAGAAACCACCUCCAAAACAUAAGCCUCCAUUUGAAAAACCUCCCCUAGAACACGAGCCACCACAAUUCAAGAAACCACCCCCAAAACAUAAGCCUCCAUUUGAAAAGCCUCCCCCAGAACACGAGCCACCACAAUUCGAGAAACCACCCCCAAAACAUAAGCCUCCAUUUGAAAAGCCUCCCCCAGAACACGAGCCACCACAAUUCGAGAAACCACCCCCAAAACAUAAGCCUCCAUUUGAAAAGCCUCCCCUAGAACACCAACCACCACAAUUUGAAGAACCGCCCCCAGAGCACAAGCCUCCAAUUGAAAAGCCUCCCCCUGAACACAAACCACCACAAUUUGAAAAACCGCUCCCAGAACACAAGCCUCCAUUUGAAAAGCCUCCCCUACAGCACGAGCCACCACAAUUCGAGAAACCGCCCCCAAAACACAUGCCUCCAUUUGAAAAGCCUCCUUUGGAACACCAACCACCACAAUUUAAAGAACCACCCCCAGAUCACAAGCCUUCAUUUGAAAAGCCUCCUUUGGAACACCAACCACCACAAUUUAAAGAACCGCCCCCAGAUCACAAGCCUUCAUUUGAAAAGCCUCCCCUAAAUCACAAGCCACCAUUAUCGGAGGAACCACUCCCAGAACACAAGCCUCCAUUUGAAAAGCCACCUACUCAAGAACACAACCUCCCAUCCUUUUCAAAGCCGCUCCCAGAAUACAAGCCACCCACAUUUGAACAUAAGCCCCUACAAUUCGAGAACCCACCCCAAGAGCACCAGCCACCUCCAACAAAGAAGUAGUCACCUCAUGGCCACAUCCUCAACCAUCCUCCAAUGGAAGAAGCUCUACACUCAUACAAGCCACAGCGUGUGGUACUGAAGCCGGGCACUGGUCCAUCUAAGAAACUGGCCCCACUGAAGAAGAACUCUCCAACACUGUUGAUUGGAAGCAGCCAUGAAUAAUCAAGCCACCUUACAAGCGUCCACCAUCCAACCAUCUUCAAGUGGCUUAGCUAAGCUACGUAUGUAUUGAUAGAUAAAAGAGGUGCUACUACCCUCUUCCAUUGUAUGCACCAGUAUGCUUUGUGAUCCUCUAAUAGUACAUUUACUUCUAUGAGAAUUGCUAGG